UUAAAGUGCGUAACACGCAAGUCCACAAAUUGGUUUCCCGUCCCACUCCACACCCCACCCUUGUUUUCUUUCAUCACAUUGCAUUAAUUAUUCCAUUUCAUUCAUAUUUCCUUUGCGGUUUUAAUCGAGACUGCAUUCAAGUGUUCAAUUUAGCUGUGAUAGUUGUAUCAAGUUUAGUUUUAUCAAAAUGCCGGAUUCAUAUACUUGUAUUACCUGCCAGGUGUUGUUUAAAACUCCUGAAUUGCAGCGUGAACAUUACAAGUUGGACUGGCAUAGGUAUAAUUUGAAGAGGAAGGUUGCUAAUAUACCUCCUGUGACUUUAGAGGAGUUCGAAGCCCGCGCUAAAGAGCAUAGAGAGAUGGCUCAAGAAAGUAACCAAGAUGAUUCACAGUACUGCAAGUACUGUUCAAAAAUGUUCAAUAGUAAAAACGCGUACAGUAAUCAUUUGAACAGUAAGAAGCACAAACUGGCGGAGGCCGAGUAUGUGGUGACUGAGAAAGAGAACAAAGACGAAGAACAUAGUCAAUCGGACACAGACAGUUAUGUGAAAGUUGAGGCUGGUGGAGCGCAUGGCGACAGCAGACCGGGCAAGUUUGUCAUUGUCAAUGCUAAUGAUUCUGCUGAGGAAGAUGUUGAAACAGAUUCGGAAAUUGAAGAGUUGGACUCGGAUGAAUGGGAAGAAUGCAGAAUCAAAGGCAGUGAUUCACUGAUCAAACCCAGAGACUGCCUGUUUUGCAGCCACCACAGCAAGAAUAUGGUAAAGAACCUAAAACACAUGUCUACGGCCCAUUCUUUCUUCAUACCGGAUGUGGAGUACUGUGUCAAUGUUAAAGGACUUUUGCUGUAUUUGGGUGAAAAGAUCUCUCAAGGCUACAUGUGCCUAUGGUGCAAUGAUACUGGGCGGACUUUCUACUCUAUGGAGGCAGCUCGUGCUCACAUGAUUGAUAAGGGACAUUGCAAAAUGCUGCAUGAGGGACUAGCAUUGGCAGAGUAUGCUGAUUAUUAUGACUACAGUUCCUCGUACCCAGACCAGAACGUAGGCGAGGCAGAAAUGGACGUAGAUGAAGAAGUAGACGGACCAGCCAGCCUGGACGGAGAUGACUUUCAACUGGUGCUACCUUCAGGCGUUAUUGUCGGACAUAGAUCUCUAAUGAGAUAUUACAAGCAGAACGUAAUGCACAACAGUCAGGCAUUGGUGAAGAAAUCUGAUCGCAAGUUGCAUAGAUUACUUGGCAUGUACCGGGCGCUCGGGUGGGCGCCCAAAGAGCAGGCAGCUGCCGCUAAGAAAGCACGCGACAUUCACUUCAUGAAGCGUGUACAAGCCAAAUGGCAGAUGAAGCUCUCAAUGAAGAACAACAAGUUCCAGAAACAUUAUCGACCUCAAGUAAACUUCUAGAAUAUUCUAGACUCACCUAGCAUAUUUUUUAGUUUUCUUGCUAUGAACUAGGGACAAUUCAACUGGUUAUUUUUUAAUCUUUUAUUGUAUGAAAUCUCUCAAAUAAAGAAGUGCAAUCACUAUUUUCAAACUAUUUUGUCGUAUUUUCGAAAUAAACAUAGAUAUUCUUACUCAAA
Messenger RNA from Hyposmocoma kahamanoa, 1572 nucleotides. Its product is annotated as zinc finger protein 622. Lineage: Eukaryota; Metazoa; Arthropoda; Insecta; Lepidoptera; Cosmopterigidae. Gene Ontology annotation, cellular component: preribosome, large subunit precursor. Gene Ontology annotation, molecular function: zinc ion binding; nucleic acid binding. Gene Ontology annotation, biological process: ribosomal large subunit biogenesis. The record is from RefSeq and is a predicted model, not a curated record. The coding region runs from base 188 to 1396 and encodes 402 amino acids. The transcript is spliced from 6 exons.